This is a messenger RNA of Phacochoerus africanus (Common warthog), 931 nucleotides long. RefSeq names its product protein CCSMST1. Lineage: Eukaryota; Metazoa; Chordata; Mammalia; Artiodactyla; Suidae. The transcript is spliced from 2 exons. Bases 55 to 462 code for a protein of 135 amino acids. The record is from RefSeq and is a predicted model, not a curated record.
CGGAAGUGACGCAAACGCGGCGCGCGGCGGCGCCGAGUGUGGACCUGGGUCGCGAUGAGCUGCGUCCUUUGUGGGCCGGCGGCCGGGGCCCUCCGGGCACUGAGGCUGGUCCGCUGGACUUCGCGGAGCCUGCAUCAGCCCCCCGGUGGCCGGGCUCGAGGACAGCCCGCGCUCGAAGGCGAGGAGGAGGACGACCCUGACCGUCCUCUUCAGUUUUCCUCCAGCGAAGCCAACCCGUUCCGGUGGACAGUGCAGCACUCCCUGGGAAAGGAGCAGCAGCGGCCCUGGUGGAGAGUGCUGCCCUUCAGCCUGUCUGUCAUGGCUCUGAUCAUCUGGUGCUUCUUUAGGCAGGAGACCAGCGCGGACGGGUGGUUGAGACAGAUAUUGCAAGAAGAGGUGCCAGAGCCCGAAGAUCGCUCUGAAGAGCGUGCGACCUCGGUGGCCCACGGGGCGAGAACUUAACGGCGCGCCAGCAGUGAGGGAACCGGCAUUCGCCUUUAGGCUUUGACGCGACAGAAGCGGUCGCGUUUAACCGUUUCUGCUCUGGCUAUGCACGUUCCCAGGCCGAAGGGCUUGAAUGUCGUGCCUGGUCAUGCUGACCCCUUGCAGGCAGAGAAGAUUGGCUGCAGAACGCUCCCAGCUCCUGCCUGAUGCUUGAUGCCCGUCAAAUACGCCCAAAGACAUUACAGGUCCAUAGGAAAAAGGUUGUGGUUGCAGCAUGUGCUGUUGGAUUUGCGGUGUCUUUGCACAACAUUAUCAUGUUUCCAGAGCCAUGCUGGCGACACUUGUAGUCCUGUUGAACUUGCUUUCUGAGGCAGAAUCACUGGCAGAAGGGUUAAACCUGUUUAUUUUACACUGGACUGUGACGUGUGUAAACUGAUGUUAGUUUAACAAACUAACAAUAAAUUUUAACGUGGGAGUGUGGAAUUAA